UUCCACUCGUCAGGAUGUGGCAUCCAGAAAUACCACGUUAUAGAAGAUUCCGAGGAGGGUUUGGUCAGCGAGAUGGAGUUCCCAUGGGUGGUGUCUCUGCAGAAUUCCCGCCACACCCACCUGGCUUUCGGCAGCAUCCUCAGUGAGUUCUGGAUCCUCAGCGUCGCGUCCGCCUUUGAGCACAGGACGGACGCCAUCGCUAUAGUCGGUAUAGCGAAGAUGAAUGCCACAGUGAUUUCUCACGAAGAGUAUCCGGUUAAUACCAUCAUCAUCCAUGAGGGCUUUGAUAACGAAACAAUGACCAAUAACUUAGCCCUCCUGAAGACAGACACGGCGAUGCAUUUCAGCAGCCUGGUCGAAUCCAUCUGCUUCCUCCGCAACCAGCAGUACACGCCGCUGGCCUCGCGGAACUGCUGGGUGGCAGGAUGGAAUCCCACGUUUGCAACAGGAAAUCAAAUGACGAUGAGUAUCCUGAGAAAAAUCUCCGUGCAAGACCUCGACCUGUGUCCCGCAUAUGAAUCCCAGCAAAUAGGAUGCGGCAGUCACGUACAAGAGGAGACCCAUACUGUCUGCCUGGGGGACCCAGGAAACCCACUGAUGUGCCAGCUACAGCAGUCGAAUCUGUGGGUACUGAGAGGAAUCCUGUCCCAGGGUGGUGAGAAGUGCCCUGGCCUAUUUCUGUAUAUCAGGGUGGAAGACUACAGCGACUGGCUCACAUUCAAGACUAAGGCGACCAGCCUUCCCCUGUCCGCCUUCCACCAACACCGGGAGAUUUUCACUCCUUCCUACAGCUACUCAACACACACUACUGUGACACAGGAAAAAUACUCUACGCCGGGCCAGGAUUCAUCAACCCAAACACAGUUCCAGGAACAAACAAACGUGACCAUCUUCAUGGCCAUGUCUCCAUGGGAAGAAACCAGCUCUACGGAGAGUGUAGAAGAUGACGAAAAAGAUGUAAGGGAGUUAGGCAAUCCUGAGGAUACUGUGCAGUCCUCGUACUAUGACUAUUAUAAAGAGGGUGUCAAGCAGAUUGCUGAGCCUGCUUCAGGUCAGAACAGGUUACAUCAGCCCCAAGAAAUGACCUGGCUUUCCUUUGUGUUUGUUUUCUUUUGUAAUGGUAUAGAGUCUAGGAGCUGACCCUCCAAGUAGAAGAGUGAGCUCAGAAUUGCUGAGUGCUGGGCAUUCCCCACACUGUUUCGGUGUCUAUUUUUGAUUGCUGCCCCGGCCCAGCCCGCGGGUCUCUCUUCUCUGUCCCACUGCCACAUACGGGAAGGUCACUUCCAUUUGUGCUUGUGAACUAAAUGUGGCCUAACAAGUCAAA
Miniopterus natalensis is the source of this 1324-nucleotide messenger RNA. Lineage: Eukaryota; Metazoa; Chordata; Mammalia; Chiroptera; Miniopteridae. The record is from RefSeq and is a predicted model, not a curated record.